This is a messenger RNA of Orussus abietinus, 1924 nucleotides long. Its product is annotated as androgen-induced gene 1 protein. Lineage: Eukaryota; Metazoa; Arthropoda; Insecta; Hymenoptera; Orussidae. The transcript is spliced from 6 exons. The record is from RefSeq and is a predicted model, not a curated record. The coding region runs from base 629 to 1342 and encodes 237 amino acids. Gene Ontology annotation, cellular component: endomembrane system; membrane.
GCGGCCGAGCGACGCGGAGGCCUCGCGCUCGAGGAGUACGUUUUGUCGCCGGAUUUUCCACGUACUUCGGCGCUGUCAUUGGUCAAGGUCCGUCAAGGCUCCGCGAACGAGCCGUCCGCGUCGGGUAGAGAAGGUGUUAACCUCGCAUCCGGAGCGCUUCUUCUCUUUAUUUGCCGCGUUCCGGUCGGCCGGAACUCAGUCUCCCGAACGCCGGCCAAUGGGAGACUUGGGCUCGUCGCUAGGUUCACUCUAAUCGAUUCCAUCCGACUGUCAAAUAUCGCGCGCUCGGCUGGCAUCACUGCCCGAGGCAGCGUGGAACGGGCGAAUGUCACGGGUUCUCGGAAACAUCGGUAAUGAUCGAACGAUCGGCGCACCGUCGAGUUCGACACCCGUGCGCAAAGGUGACGGACUCACGUGGAUCGUCGGAGGGACGCGCGCCUAGGGGAACCUUGACCCGGUGGUGACAACGGGCGCGCGAACAACCCCGUGAACUCGGAUCGAGUUUAAACUACCUUGGCGCUGUCGGAAACCCCGACGCUGGUACUUUUCGGAGAAUUUCAAGAGCCCUCAAGUUUGACAGCUCCGAAACGUCGUCUCCGGAGGACGUACACAUUAGGACGGCAUCGAGAUGACGUCGACGGUAGUUUCGGGCCUGGUGCAUUUAUCGAUGCUGGUGACAUAUUUGCUCACCAAUUACUACACAUUCUUUAUUUUGGAUAUUCCCCUGCGGCAGACCUUUCGUAAUUUUGACCCAGGCCAAGUGAAAUAUCUCACCGUGUGGAAUCUGAUAAUACAGGCGGUCUUCUUCUUCAUUUGCCUACUUAACGACUUCUACGGUAGCAAUAAAGUCAAUCUGAAGAAGAGGCCUCUGAUACGCAAGAUCAAAGACUAUAUCCACGCUACAUUCAGCUUCCCGAUCGCCAUGUUUGUCGGGAUUACGUUCUGGGCCUUGAUGUUCGUCGACCGAGAACUGGUGUUGCCCAAAGCCCUGGACCCAUACUUUCCGUGGUGGUUGAAUCAUAUGAUGCACACCAUGAUUAUGGUUACAACAUUACUGGAGACGAUUAUCUGCCCCCGGCAGUAUCCUAAGCGAGGGAACGGUUUAGCGGGGCUUUCCGUUCUUAUGCUCGCUUACCUGGUCUGGAUGCACGUGAUCCACGCGAAAAGUGGAAUCUGGGUUUAUCCAGUGAUGGAGGUGUUGACCUUCCCUUUAAGGGUUGCAUUCUUCGCGGUGCUGUUUGUUUUCGUUACGAUCUUAUACUUUGCCGGAGAAUCGCUGGACAACCUCAUUUGGGGUAACGCACAACUUAAGCAACACAAAUCUUAUUCCAAAAUCAAGUAGCCUCGUCGUUUGCCGCUGGAAACAACAGAAAAUCCUCAGGUAAGAGCAGUAGGGAGAGAAAAUCAAAAUGAAAAGAUGUCAAGCUAAUUAUGCGUGAAAGUGCAAUAGUUAUUACAUAUAUAAAUUGUUAUUGUUCAUGCAUAAUACGUAAAACAUAGCUAAUGAAAUAAGGGAGCUAUUAGUCUCUCAAAUUGCGGUUAUCGGUGGCAAUUUAUGCAAAAACAUGUCUUUGAAGUGAGACAUUGGCAUACGGUUACUUUGAUUUAGUUUUUAGUAAUACUGGUACUCAACUUUUGAUGUGAAUAAGCGGUACGACGAAUUUGUAACAAUUUGUGACAUUUUAUAAAAAGAAAAUACACUAGGAUCAGGAAAUAGAACAUUCAUCUAGGCAGAAAUUAAAUUAAUGAUUUCCUAUAUGGUCAAAAUAUUGCGUUAUAAAAUAUUUUUCGUCUUGACCCAAAAAGGUCAAUAGGUACACUGCCUAUAUUACUGUUUACCAAAUGAAAUUCACAAUAAAUAAAUACGAUCGUUUUUCAUUUUUCUGAUGUAUUACUGUUAAAUAAAUCUAUUAUAUUAUUUUUA